Messenger RNA from Salvelinus fontinalis (brook trout), 2869 nucleotides. RefSeq names its product spire-type actin nucleation factor 2 (gene spire2). Gene Ontology annotation, biological process: actin filament network formation; actin filament polymerization; actin nucleation. NCBI's taxonomy places the organism in Eukaryota, Metazoa, Chordata, Actinopteri, Salmoniformes, Salmonidae. The transcript has 16 exons. Bases 483 to 2756 code for a protein of 757 amino acids. Gene Ontology annotation, cellular component: cytoplasmic vesicle membrane; cell cortex. The record is from RefSeq and is a predicted model, not a curated record. Gene Ontology annotation, molecular function: actin binding.
CUACAGUCGGAAUGAUUUCCUUGGCCUAAACAUCGGGGGAUUGAGUUUCAUGAAUUAAUUGCCUAUGUGAUGUAUCCUCUACUUCUGUUUGUUUAUCUAACAUAUUAUCUUAUAUAUGUAUGUGAGGGCUGACAUUCUCACAGCGUCGAGGUCGCCACUUCGACAGAUUUGUGGGUUUGUUGGAUGACGCUCAGGCUGCGUGAGACGGGCGGAGCACAGGGGAUGCGGGGAUGCACUGCAGCGGAGCGGAUAAUCUGUCAAACCUGAGCGUUGAUUGCGCCAAUAGCGUAAGGUUUCCUCCUCCUGCCUCCUCUCCUUUCCUUGGCGCUGAUUGACAUUCCUGCGGAUCAAAGAUCGCUUUAAUUUGCUGUUAUGCUAACUCGCAGCUGUGGCAGUUGAGUUGGCGUGCUGUGGGGAAGGAAGGAACCCAGCGUGAAAAGAUAAUGGCCACAGAGCAAUGGGAUCGGUAGUUUACCGCAGCCAUGGCCAGAUCAACAAACAGAAGCGCCAAGGAUGGAGAUUCAAGGGUGUCCGCUCCCACGGACCGGGCAGAGGCUCGGGACCUGAGCGACCCCAGGGAACUGUCUCUUGAAGAAGUGUUGAAAUCCUACGAGCAGCCCAUUAACGAGGAGCAGGCUUGGGCUGUGUGUUAUCAAUGCUGCAGCGGGCUGAGGGUGCCGCGCCCGGCCACUGUGACAGGUGGAGUUUCCCGUGUGAAGGACCCGUCCUCCAUACUCUUACUCAGAGAUGGGAUGGUUUCCCUACAACAACAGCUCUGCAACAACCAUGACACAGACGGACCUCCCCUCCCACCUAUCGCGGAGCGCCAGCUGGUCCAGUCUCUGGGCGUGGCAAUCUACCAGGCCCUGGACUGGGGUCUGGAUGACAGUGAGGAGCGGGAGCUGAGUCCUCAGCUGGAGCGGCUCAUUGAGCGCAUGGCAGGGGGAGAUCACAGCCUGGGGGCUGACUGUGGUGGUGGCAACGGAACUACAGAUGAGGGCUACAGUGGUCAGGAGGAGGAGGAAGAGGAGGGAGAAGAGGGGUCUAUGAGGCCAGUGGGUACAUUACGCCAGGUGAUGACACUUUGCGCUUCCAGACUUGCCAACCCUGCACUUGCCCCUGAGCACUACCAGGCCGUGUGCCGAGCCUUGUUUGUUGAGACUCUGGAGCUACAAACUUUCCUGACCAAAAUCCAAGAUACCAAGAAGAUGUUGAAGAAAAUCAAAACAGACGAUCCUCAGGAAGAUAGAGCUGAGAUUGAUGCACUUAAACACACAGACUGGACUCGUCUCUGGGUCCAGUUGAUGAAGGAGCUGAGACAGGGGGUGAAGCUGAAGAAGGUGCAGGACCAGGAGUUUGACCCACUGCCCACUGAGUUCAGCCUCACACCCUUUGAGAUGCUCAUGCAGGACAUCCGCACCCGCAAGUUCCAGCUGCGGAAAGUCAUGGUGGAUGGUGACAUCCCUACGCGGGUGAAGAGAAAUGCUCAUGAGCUUAUUUUGGACUUCAUCAGGUCUCGCCCUCCACUCAAACCAGCGUUAGAGCGAAACCUGCCCCCUCCUCCUCAGGAGAAGCAGUCCCUCCACGAACGUGUCCUGGCUGAAAUCAAACAAGAGCGCAAACUAAAACCUGUGGACCCACCCAGUUCCAAAAGAUCGUUUGGCUCCCUGCCCUGUCUGGCACACACUAGCCCGUGUGAUUUCAAAUCUACUUCCUGCAUUGACCUGUCAGGCUCAGAGCUAGGGUCCCGCCCCACUUCUCGUCUUCGUGUUCUGCUCAAAGCCCCUACUCUUCAAGAGAUGGAGGAGAUGAACAUGUUGGAGGAUGAGGAGUCUCCAGACAGUGGGGAGCUCUGCCGUGCUGAGAGUUUCCCCACAUCUAUGAAACGGGACCGCUCCUUCUCAGAACACGACCUGGCUGAGCUCAGGGGGGAGAUGCUCCCCUCACUGUCCGACUGCACCCAUCUGGAAGGGGCCGUGAUGCGGAGGGGUGAGAGACCAUGGUUACACGUGCUCUCAGGGGCUGGGCCACCCUCCAUGCACAGAGCCUCUCUUCCUGUGCCAGGCUGGGUGCCACCCUCCCCUGCCCGUCUCUCUCUCAGCUCAGUGAAUGAGACCACAGAGGGAGUUGAGACCGGCUCCAGUUCUCGGAAUGGCAAUAAACACCAGUGGAUGGAGGAAUUCAGUCACCCAGUGGAGAGUCUUGCCUUAACAGUGGAUGAGGUCAUCAAUGUGCGUCGUGUGCUGGUGAAAGCAGAGAUGGAGAAGUACCUGCAGAACAAGGAACUGUAUUACAAUCUGAGGAGAGGCAAGGUGUGCUGUUGCUGCAGAAUUAAGUUCCCCCUCUUUUCCUGGCCAUCCACCUGCCUGCUCUGUAAAAGGUCUGUCUGUGGAUUCUGCAGUGCAAAGAUGAAGAUUCCUUCCAAGAAGAUGGCCCACAUCCCAGUCUACACUGUGGGCUUUCACAGCAGCCCAAAGAGCCAUGGUCGCAAGAGUGAAGUCUACAAAUCUCUGUGUACUCUCUCCCGCCGGUCUGUGGAGGAGGAGUUCCCCCACCUGUACACCAGUGGCUGCAGCCUGCGGGAUGUUUGUGCGGACUGCACCAAGUUUGUGGCUGAUGUCAUCUCGUCCAGCCGCCGGAGCCUGGACAUCCUCAACAACACUCCCAAGAGGGAGAGUGCUACGCCCAAACCACAACCACAACCCCAGCCUCACGCAUCACCACAGCCACCCACCUUGAAGAGAAAAGACAAGUGAAUAGAUUGACUGUUGGUUUACCCCGCUUCCUUAGCAGGGUUGCCCCUGUGCUGCACUACUAACCCACUCAAAACACCCCACCAUUCCCCCAGCCUGCAAGUACCCCCCCCCCC